GACACCAAGGGCCAUUUACUGGGACCGUCACCUAGCUCCCUCAUCUGUCACCUGAUGGCCAGCCAGGCAAGUGCUCGGCACAGCUGUGGACCCUUCAUCCCUGCACAGCUUGUGGAGGCAAGAAAAGUAAGCAUACUACAGCUGAUACACAUUCAGCUAUUUUCUCUAUAAAGGAAUGAAUUGAAUUCACUACAAAUCUACUAACUGUCCCCAUAUGUCAGGCAAGAGACUGACUUGGUUUUUUUUGGGUUGGGCUUUUCUCUAACAGCUGGAAGUCUGCUGGGCAUUCAAGUAAUGGCUGUUGAGUAAGGCAGCUGUUUCAAUAUCUAAUUGCAUUUUAGCUCUAAUAGCUCAAGGGAAAAGCAUUGCAUUGUCUGCCAUGAGCUACUUCCUGUCCUACUGCAAAGCACACUGCACCGCCGUGCUCGCCCAGUACCAGAGCCUGAGAUCAGAGGGCUUUCUCUGUGACAUUUUGCUGAAAGUGAAAGAAAACGAGUUUCCUGCACACAAGUCCUUGUUGGCAUGCUCCAGCGACUACUUCCGAGCCAUGUUCAAAAGUUAUACCCAAGAGUCUAAAGCCAGUGUCAUUCACCUACAAGUUGUCUCACCCACUGGGCUCCAGCACAUCCUGGAUUUCAUUUACACAUCCUUGCUGCCCCUUUCCUUUGAAAGCCUGGAGGAUACCCUGGAAGCUGCAAGCUACUUGCAAGUGACUGAUGCUAUUGCCUUGUGCAAUCAGUACUUAGUUAACAAUCUUUCCUUGGAAAACUGCUGCUACUCUGCCAAUGUGGCCAGGAGGUUCUACCUGCCAGAUGCCUUAGCAGCUGCAGAAAAAUACAUUAUCAAAAAUGUCUGGAAGCUGCUGGACUUGGAUUUGUCAGGACUUCUUGAGCUGAACUUCAGGUCUUUGCUAACAGUGAUUCAAUCACCAGAUCUCCCCAUGGUGGAAGAAUGCCGCCUGUUGAAUCUUGUCCUGUUGUGGCUGAAGCAGGAUAAAUCCAGGUUGGAUCAUGCAAGCAGCCUUUUAGAGCACAUAAGAUAUGGUCUCAUCCCAGUGGAAGAGCUGAGAAAAACCUACACACAGUCAGAAGUGUCCCUCUCAGCAGGUAUUAAGUGCAUGAUCAUAAAAGCAAUAAAUUACCACACAUCUGUAUUCAAACAGCCUGUCCUGCAGGAUAAGUCCACCACACUGAGGAACCAGAAAACUCGGAUCAUUCUGCUGGGGGGAGGCACAGCAAGCGAGGGACUUGUCACCGAUGUGGUGGCCUUUGAUGUUUACAAUCACAAAUGGAGAACCCUCACGCAGCUGCAGGACAGGGUGCAGAACCACGGCGUGUGUGUGGUGGGGAACUUCCUCUAUGUCCUGGGAGGGGAAAUACAAAGUGGUACCCUGGGUGACGCUAAAAUUGGAAAGACCUUAUUGGUUACAAACAAAGUCCAUCGGUAUGAUCCAAGAUUUAACACAUGGACCCAAAUCACGGGCAUGCUGGAAAAGAGAUGCCAGUUUUCUUGCUGUGUCCUAGGCAAGGAUAUUUUUGCCAUUGGUGGAAGGGGUGAGGACGGGUCGCUGCAUUCAUCUGUGGAAGUCUAUGACAUCAGCAGGGAUAGAUGGACCAAGACCAGGGAACUGCCAUGCAGGAUACAUGGUCAUGCCAGUGCUGUUUGCAAGAACACCAUAUACAUCUCUGGGGGCAAGUACUCGGCCCCAGCCAGCACAAGCAGUGACGUUUAUUCUCUGAGCUCACUUGAAGGGCAGUGGGUGAAACGUGCCCCAAUGAGCAUUGCUCGGUUUGGGCAUCAGAUGGCAACAAUCAGGGGAUCCAUUUUCACCUUUCUGGGACUAUAUGAACCUUUCUCUGAAAUAGAAAGGUAUGACCCGGAUCAAAACCAAUGGACUCGGUUGAAACCACUGAUCUACGAUCGAUUCUCCUACGGCCUGGCAGUGGUAGAGGAAACAGCUCUUCUUAUUGGGGGAAAGAAAUGGCAAAACUCGCUGGAGGUGUCCACACAAGACGUGGUUGGCUAUGACAUCGACAACGAUGGCUGGGAAGAGAUCUGCAAGGCCCCUCUGCCGUGGUGUGGGCUUCAGUGCGCCGUGCUCCAGCUCUCCGAGGUGGCCGAGGAGCAGGACAGCGACAGCCACCAGAAGAAGCUGCCCAACUGCUGAGCUCCCAUGCCGAGGAAUAUCCAUCCCAGGAGAUGAGCGAGCACGAUGGUCCUGGAGAAGAAGAAAAUUGCAGUGGCCCUGAAUGUGAAAGUGGAAGCUUUGCUUGGAUAAGCCAAAUGCUUGGUGGAAACAGGCAAAAAAAUCUGGCUCCAACACAGGAAACACAUCGAGGAUUUGUAAAGCUGGAAGCUGAUCUCACUGAGCAAGGAUGUAGCAAGUAGCAUGCUUCGAGG
Passer domesticus (house sparrow) is the source of this 2400-nucleotide messenger RNA. It is a transcript of the gene KLHL34, whose product is annotated as kelch like family member 34. The transcript has a single exon. Gene Ontology annotation, molecular function: protein binding. The coding region runs from base 380 to 2167 and encodes 595 amino acids. Lineage: Eukaryota; Metazoa; Chordata; Aves; Passeriformes; Passeridae. The record is from RefSeq and is a predicted model, not a curated record.